GGCCCUUCAUUAACUAUGGCUCUUCCUAUAUUUAUACAAUGCUUUGCCAUCUUCUAUUUCUCAACUCUUUUAUCUGUCAUUGUUUUGCUCUCCAUGGGGCUUCAUCAGCUUAUCACCGCACUUAUCUUUGCUUUGGUUCUUGCUAGGGUUGAGCUCUCAGCAUGCCAUGUCUUGAAAGGCUCUGUCACUUGCCUUGACUGCAAUCCCCACUACGAUCUUUCUGACAUCAAGGUUCUAGUGAAGUGCAGCCAAGUGAAGAAGUUGGCAAUGGCAACCACAACUGAAAAUGGAACCUUCGAAACUGAGCUUCCCUCCGACGCUCAACCACCGCCUUCCUUCAACUGCCUAGCCAGUGUCUUCGGCGGUCCGAGCCAGCUCUAUGUCUCGAGAAAGAACAUGGUUUCAAGGACUACAAAGCUCUCUCAAUCAGACUCCUACACCAUUUCCACUCCACUCAAGUUCCACACAUCAUGCCCUUUGGCCAACAAGGACACCGCCAAAUGCGGCCCCCAAAACGCUGUUAUUGGGUCGUCGAAGACUGUCGAUCUGCCUCUGCCACCGGAGUGGGGACUAGCUCCGACCAGCUACUAUUUUCCCUUCAUGCCCAUCAUCGGCAUACCUUAAGUUGUUCUAUAGUACUCAUGUUUAUAGUACUCAUGUUUUAAAGUUUAUGUAAUAUGUAAUUUUACGCGUGUCAGACAUAUUUUGUAGUUCUCAAAUAUGUAGGUCCACUCAUGGUGUGUGUUUUGUUUGAUUUGUUUAUGGUGCAACUUAUAUUAGUGGUACCAGUUCAAGAAAACUUAUAUUAGUCGUAUGUAUGACUAA
This is a messenger RNA of Camellia sinensis, 825 nucleotides long. RefSeq lists its product as uncharacterized. Lineage: Eukaryota; Viridiplantae; Streptophyta; Magnoliopsida; Ericales; Theaceae. The record is from RefSeq and is a predicted model, not a curated record.